AUGACACCGAACAUCGAGCAGGCGGAACGAAUGUUGGCCGAGCUUGAUAGUGCUUGUGGAAAGAUCUGCUCAGGAGUGAAAUUAACGAAGACUAUGUUCAUGGAAAAACGGAAUGGUUCCUGA
This is a messenger RNA of Haemonchus placei, 123 nucleotides long. The record is from the annotation of a GenBank genome assembly. NCBI's taxonomy places the organism in Eukaryota, Metazoa, Nematoda, Chromadorea, Rhabditida, Trichostrongylidae.